Messenger RNA from Vicia villosa (hairy vetch), 1833 nucleotides. RefSeq lists its product as uncharacterized. Lineage: Eukaryota; Viridiplantae; Streptophyta; Magnoliopsida; Fabales; Fabaceae. The coding region runs from base 1 to 1833 and encodes 610 amino acids. The record is from RefSeq and is a predicted model, not a curated record. The transcript has a single exon.
AUGGCCGAAGAAAACCAUGUGGAACCACCUUGCGAAAGCAGCCCAAGACGGUUCGCUCAUCUCACCAAUAACCCAGCCGCACGACGAGCUGAGAUGAAAACAGGUAUGCUACAAAUCAUGUACGCUAACCCUUUUUCACGUUUGGACCAUGAAGAUCCAUACACCCACCUCACCAAAUUCUAUGAGAUCGCUGGUACAUUAGGAACACCGGCAGCCGAAGAAGAAGUCGUGUUCAUGAGACUAUUUCCGCACUCGUUGAUUGGGAAAGCAAAGGAAUGGUAUCAUGAUCAAUCAACAGAAACCAUGACCAAUUGGAACGUUUUGGAGAAAAAAAUUCUUAGCAGGUUUUUCUCACAUAAUCGAUUCAUGGACGCAAAAACAGCCAUCGCCACAUAUACUCAAGCCGCAAAUGAAACAUUAUGUGAAGCAUGGGAACGUUAUAAAUCCAUGCUAAGAAAGUGUCCAAAUCAUGGUUUUGAUAACCUCUCACAAAUCCACAUCUUCCGCAAUGGAUUGCUACCUCAACCGAAACUCUUACUCGACGCAACAGCUGGUGGCUCGUUAUUAGCAAAAAGCGCAGAAGAAGCAGCGGCUAUUAUCAACAAAAUGGCUCUCACAGACCACCAAGUGCAACACAAUCGAGGUAACGUGCAAAAGAAAGCUGGAAUUUUGGAAUUAGGCACGAAUGACGCAAUCCUGGCCCAAAAUAAACUGCUCACUCAAACUGUGGAAGAAUUAACAAAACAAUUAUCCAAGCUACCUCAACAACUCAAAGAAAUGCACGGUUCGUCAAGCACAUCACAACAAGUAGCUGUUUGUGAGUUAUGCACAGGGGAUCACCAAACUGGUUUUUUCCCUCCACUCAAUGAAGAAGUGAACUAUCUUGGAAAUCAACAACAAAGGCAAACUCCAUACCAAAAUAACCAAGGUUAUCCGUACAACAACAACACAAGCUAUGGCCAAAACAGAUCAAAUCAAUACCAAAGUUACACGCAUUCAGACAAGCUUUCAAAGAUAGAGGAUACCUUGAAUCAAUUUAUGCAACUGUCCAUGGCAAACCAGAAAAACACCGAUGCAUUAAUAAGAAAUCUUGAAACGCAAGUUGGACAAAUUGCAAAGCAACUAAGUGAUCAACAAAGAGGUACGUUCACCGCAUCUACUCAAACCAAUCCAAAAGAGAAUUGCAAUUCAAUCACAACAAUAAAAGUAGAAGUGGUUGAAAAUAAAGUUGGGGAGAGUGAAAAAGAAAAGAUGGUGGUGAUGGAAAAUCAAGAAGAAAACAAUGAAAAGAAGGAUGAAGCAAAGGCGACCGAUCCUGGACAAGUUAACUUACCAGUUACCAUUGGAAAUAUCUAUUUUAAUAAUGCUUUAGUUGAUCUUGGAUCAAGCGUCAAUCUUCUUCCAUUAUCCACCAUGAGAAAGAUUGAAGAUCUUCAUUUGAGCCCUACGACAAUGAAAUUACAACUUGCUGACAAGUCAACCACAAAACCAAUUGGCGUGAUGAAAGACGUAAUGAUCAAAUUGGAGAGUUUUCAAUGUUCAACUGGCUUUGUGGUAAUAAGCAUGAACGGUAAUGAAGACGGCCCUCCAAUCUUAGGUCGUCCCUUCAUAAAAUUGGCAAGAAUGAUGAUUGACGUGGAUGAAAGGAAAAUGAAGGUAAGGCACAAAGAUGGAGAAAUCAAUUUCACAUUGUUUCAACACAAGGAGGAUGAUUAUUCCAAAGAUAAAGCUCCUGAUGAAUUAGGCCUGGAAGCAUUAAAAGAAAUGGACAAGAAAGAAAGGCCAAAGUAUGGUGGCAAGGACAUUUUGACGAAUUCAUACAAACCACCAUAA